Molecule: messenger RNA, 1916 nt
Organism: Larimichthys crocea (large yellow croaker)
Lineage: Eukaryota; Metazoa; Chordata; Actinopteri; Sciaenidae
Gene: aldh6a1
Product: aldehyde dehydrogenase 6 family, member A1
Exons: 12
Coding region: 99-1676 (525 amino acids)
Biological process (GO): thymine catabolic process; L-valine catabolic process
Cellular component (GO): mitochondrion
Molecular function (GO): methylmalonate-semialdehyde dehydrogenase (acylating, NAD+) activity
Source: RefSeq, a predicted model, not a curated record
GUUGGGUAGAAACCUGUACGUUGUCUGCUGCUGGCCACCGUCCUACCUGCGCAGCUGCUCUGAAACAAGUGGGCCUGCUCUUUAAUAACAUUUCCACCAUGGCGACAACAGCUUUAAGAUCAGUGCUCAGGACAAAGGUCCCACUCAAAGUUGGCCGCAUGUGCUACUCUUCCUCAGUGCCCACCACCAAGCUGUUCAUCGAUGGGAAGUUUGUUGAAUCCAAGACUUCAGAAUGGCUGGAUAUUCACAAUCCUGCUACCAACGAGGUGAUCUCCCGUGUACCCAAAGCCACCCAGGAAGAGAUGUUAGCUGCUGUGGACUCGUGCUCCAGAGCCUUUCACUCCUGGUCCGAGACCUCCAUAUUAACUCGGCAGCAGAUUUUCCUGCGCUAUCAGCAGCUUAUCAAGGACAACAUUAAAGAACUUGCCAAGGCCAUCACAGUGGAGCAGGGCAAGACCCUUGCAGAUGCAGAGGGGGAUGUGUUCAGAGGAUUGCAGGUUGUGGAGCACGCCUGCAGCAUCACUUCUCUGAUGCUUGGUGAAACCCUGCCCUCCAUCACAAAGGACAUGGACACCUACACCUACCGCCUGCCCGUCGGGGUGUGUGCUGGCAUCGCUCCCUUCAACUUUCCUGCCAUGAUCCCACUGUGGAUGUUUCCUAUGGGCAUGGUGUGCGGCAACACCUACCUGUUGAAGCCUUCAGAGCGGGUGCCAACGUGCGCUAUGCUUCUGGCAAAAAUGCUGCAAGAUGCCGGCGCUCCAGAUGGGACACUCAACGUCAUCCACGGCCAACACGCUGCUGUGAAUUUCAUCUGUGACCAUCCGGCCAUCAGAGCAAUCAGCUUUGUUGGCUCAAAUCAAGCUGGGGAGUAUAUUUACGAGAGAGGAUCUAAAAAUGGCAAGAGAGUCCAGUCCAACAUGGGAGCCAAGAACCAUGGUGUGGUGAUGCCUGAUGCCAACAAGGAGAACACUCUGAACCAGCUUGUGGGUGCUGCGUUCGGGGCUGCAGGACAGCGCUGCAUGGCUCUAUCCACAGCCAUCCUGGUGGGUGAGGCAAGGAGCUGGCUGCCGGAGCUGGUGGAGCGAUCCAAGGCUCUGCGCGUGAACGCAGGAGACCAGCCUGGUGCAGAUGUGGGGCCUCUGAUCUCACCUCAGGCCAAGGAGAGAGUCUGCAGUCUGAUCCAGAGUGGUGUGGACGAGGGAGCUAAGCUGCUCCUGGAUGGCCGAAAAGUCAAUGUCAAGGGUUACGAGAGAGGCAACUUUGUGGGUCCCACCAUCAUCAGCAGUGUCACACCUAAGAUGAAGUGCUACACUGAAGAAAUCUUCGGGCCUGUGCUGGUCGUUCUCGAGGCAGACUCUCUGGAUGAUGCCAUCAAUUUGGUCAACAGCAACCCCUAUGGCAACGGCACAGCUAUCUUCACCACAAAUGGCGCCACUGCACGCAAAUACACGCACGAGGUGGAUGUGGGCCAGGUUGGUGUCAACGUUCCCAUUCCUGUUCCACUGCCUAUGUUCUCCUUCACUGGAUCACGAGGAUCCUUCAGAGGAGACAUGAACUUCUAUGGAAAACAAGGUAUCCAGUUCUACACACAGAUCAAAACUGUAACUUCACAAUGGAAAGCUGAAGAUGCCACACUGAAAAGUCCUGCAGUUACAAUGCCUACUAUGGGACGCUAAAUACUCCAUCCAAGUGCUGCUGUUCAGUCAGAUAAAUCAGAACACCCAGACCCUCCAUCCACAUUGAAAACUAUGUAAUAAUGUUCCCCAUUUUUAAAGACUUUAUAUUAGAUGUAUGUAUAGAUAAUCUGUAAAUGUAAACCACUGUGGCCAAGACUUGAACUAUGCAAAGGAUCUGUGCAGGUGAGGCAAUGUUAUUGGGUCAAUGUCAUUUCUUCAAAUACACCCAUAUUAAAACAA